Messenger RNA from Colletotrichum spaethianum, 582 nucleotides. RefSeq names its product amidophosphoribosyltransferase. The transcript has 4 exons. Lineage: Eukaryota; Fungi; Ascomycota; Sordariomycetes; Glomerellales; Glomerellaceae. The coding region runs from base 1 to 582 and encodes 193 amino acids. Gene Ontology annotation, biological process: purine nucleotide biosynthetic process. Gene Ontology annotation, molecular function: amidophosphoribosyltransferase activity. Gene Ontology annotation, cellular component: cytoplasm. The record is from RefSeq and is a predicted model, not a curated record.
AUGUGUGGAAUCAUUGGUAUAUGUCUGGGUCAUUGGGACCGAAUGUAUAAUGAGUCCUUCAGCGACGAGUAUGUUCUAACUUGUCACAGAGGUCAAGAUGCUUGCGGCAUAGCAACAUCAUCAGGCGGAAGAUCGAGUGCUAACCGCAGUAGGAAGCAUGGGCGCAUCUUCUCUUGCAAAGACGCCGGUAUGGCGUCUAAGGUCUUCAAUGACGGUAGGAGAGUAAUCGACCUCCCUGGAUGGAUGGGUAUUGGUCACUUGCGUUACCCAACCUGGGGAAGCAGUGGCCCGUACGGCGUGUGCUUAUCCCACAACGGCAACUUGAUCAAUGCUGAAGAGCUCCGUGAAUUCUUGGACCAUGAGGCGCACCGUCACGUUAACACCGGCAGUGACUCUGAGCUGAUGCUCUCUGUGUUUGCUAACGAACUCAACGAGACCGGAAAGGCGCGUGUUAAUGAGAAUGACCUGUUCAGCGCCUUGGAACGAACCUACAAGCGCUGCAAGGGAGCCUGGGCCUCAGUCAUCAUGCUUGCUGGAUACGGCGUGUGUGGAUUCCGCGACCCCAACGGAAUCCGACCCUAG